CACCAACACCACCCCGCGAUUGCCUCUCUAACUCUAUGUGCCGCAUGCGAUCCUACCAUCUUUGCUCUCUACUUCUUUUUUACUUCUUUGUUUGGUUUGGUCGGAUAUAACUUUUUAAUCGACACAAAAACACUCCAUUCAGUUUCAUUCUCCUACUCCAUCCUGAUGUAUUCAUAAAUGAAUUUGUGGAUUUUGUCUUCCGCAUGUUGAAGAAUAUUGUUUUUUUCUGGAAGAGUGAUUCGCAGAAAAGGAAAUGUAAAAGCAAGGACUGUCGAAAUAAAAAGAUACCCAGAUUUCAUCUGGUUAUCAACUCAAACCGAUAACGACGAAAACCUCAGUAACAAAAGUAAGGAAGAAGAUGGUGAAUCUACACCAACUGCUUGCAAAAUGCAAAAGCCUCAACCAUGUAAAGCAACUGCAAGUCUUUAUCAUCACCCUGGGAUACACCCAAAAUCAGCUCUACGCCUUCAAGCUCGUCCGCUUCUGCCUUGUCACUCUUGACAACCUUCCCUAUGGUCGCCUCAUCUUCGACUGUCUCAGCUCCCCCAAUGUGUACCUCUUCGCUGCCAUGAUCACCGGUUAUGCCUCCCAAUCCCACCACCAUUCUGCUUUUCUGUUGUACCAAUCCAUGCUUCGUCAGGGAAGCGCUCGACCCAACCAGUUUAUCUACCCCCACGUCUUGAAAUCUUGUCCAGAGGUUUUUGAGUCUCAUGGCACUGCUUUGAUGCACACGCACAUUACGAAAUCGGGUUUUGGUCAAUACCCAGUUGUACAAACAGCUCUUGUUGAUUCCUACUCAAGGUUCCGCUCAGAUGUUGGCUCAGCAAGACAGGUAUUUGAUGAAAUGUCUGAGAAAAAUGUCGUGUCCUGGACGGCUAUGAUUUCUGGGUACACUAGAGUUGGGGACAUUGGCAGUGCUAUUUUGUUGUUUGAGAAAAUGCCGGAGAGAGAUGUCCCUGCUUGGAAUGCUGUUAUUGCUGGGUGCACGCAGAACGGCCAGUUCUCGGAGGCAAUUUAUCUGUUCAAAAGAAUGUUACUUCUUGCGCAUGGGGGGCAACAUCUAGAAAAUAGGCCAAACCAGGUUACAGCUGUUUGUUUACUUUCAGCUUGUAGUCACACUGGCAUGCUGCAGCUUGGUAAAUGGAUCCACAGCUAUAUUUACAAAAAUGCGCUUGGUCCAGAUUCAUUUGUUUCCAAUGCUCUAGUGGAUAUGUAUGGGAAAUGUGGGAGCUUAAAAGUGGCAAGAAGGGUUUUUGACAGGACCUCACGAAAAAGCUUGACAUCUUGGAAUUCCAUGAUCAACUCUUAUGCUCUGCACGGCCAAAGCAACGAUGCAAUUGGUGUGUUUGAAGAAAUGAUACGGUGUGGGGCUGAUGUUAGACCGGACGAGGUCACUUUUGUUGGCUUAUUCAAUGCUUGUACUCAUGGAGGAUUGGUAGAGCAAGGUAUUUCUUAUUUUGAUUUGAUGACUCGGGGUUACGGGAUUGAGCCUCAGAUAGAACACUAUGGAUGCUUGAUAGACCUUCUUGGUCGAGCAGGUCGAUUUGAGGAAGCCAUGGAAGUUGUGAGGGGAAUGAGAAUUGAACCUGAUGAGGUUGUAUGGGGUUCUCUGCUUAAUGGAUGUAAGAUUUAUGGUCGUACUGAUCUCGCAGAAGUUGCAGUUAAAAAUUUAAUUCAAAUUGAUCCUAAUAAUGGUGGUUAUGGUAUCAUGUUGGCCAAUAUAUAUGGGCAGUUGGGGAAGUGGGAUGACGUCCGGAAGGUGAGAAAGGUGUUGAGGGAGCGAAAUGCUUAUAAAACCCCAGGUUGCAGUUGGAUUGAGGUUGAUAACCAAGUUUACCAAUUUUAUUCCGUUGACAAAUCACAUCCUAGAACGGAAGAGAUCUACCAAAUCCUAGACACGCUUGUUGGUUUUAUCAUUUUGAAGUCAAGUUGCAAUUGAUCUCGAAUUCUCAAACUCCUCUUAUUUCUUCCCAACCCAUGAACUCUGCUUAAAAGCCCAAAUUUGGUUCAACAGUUCAAGCAAGGUUAUUUGGUUCCUACCUACUAUAUAACCACAUUUACAUAUAAAAGGUCUAGGUGUCUUAGCGCAACAAUAUGACUUACUCCGAGUGACUUGGUGUGGAGCUUCAAGUCUGGAAAUAUAUAUAUGCCGACCACUUGCAUUGGCCCUCCAUUUCUCUGGAAAUGAGGUUAUGGCAGAGUAUGUUUUUGCCUUACUGAGCCUCGCAUUGGUGAGAAACUCGUAUACUGGACCACCCUUUUCUGAGUUGUAUUAAGGACACCCCCUUACGUGCACAUAAGGAGGGCAUCAAUCAAACUUACAAUACUGCAACUUAUGCUAGUUAUUAUUUUUCUUUUUUCACUCUAACAAGGUAAGCUACAAAGUCAAGGGUGGCCUUUAUUUCAGUUAAA
Prunus avium (sweet cherry) is the source of this 2412-nucleotide messenger RNA. RefSeq names its product Pentatricopeptide repeat (PPR) superfamily protein. Gene Ontology annotation, molecular function: protein binding; RNA binding. NCBI's taxonomy places the organism in Eukaryota, Viridiplantae, Streptophyta, Magnoliopsida, Rosales, Rosaceae. Gene Ontology annotation, biological process: RNA modification. The record is from RefSeq and is a predicted model, not a curated record.